ACUGUACACGCCAGAACAGCAUUCUGUGCUCCUUCGGUGCGCUUCCGGACGUUGUGUUGGAUGGGAGGAUAUUUUUCUCAACAAUACCAAAAAUUUCGAGAAUUCCCGAUCAGGUUUCUUUGAAGGGUCAGUUGCCCUUCUUAGUUGAGGGCUCUGGCCUGUUCUUCAUCACGUGGCAGCUCAAAUUGAACGGCGAACCACCGUGGUAAGAGUGCCUUUCGGGUGACUCUUGGACUCCGAUAUAUACAUUUGGUUUGCGAAAGGACAGAGAGAGACACAAAACUCUCGACAGAUUCUGUGCGAGAGCAGGAAGAUUUUUGGACGACACGCGACACGGAUUUGUGUGCUUGCUUAGCCAACUGGACAAGAGUUUCACGGCAACAGAUAGACAGAAAGACAUAAAGACAGACAGAGAGAUAAAAUUGCCAUGAAGCUGCAGAUCAACACUGAGGUUGUGCCCUUCGAGGGCCAUUUGGACGAGGAGGCGGUGUUCCGCCAGAAGAUCUACGAGGAGAUGGACGCCGGCCAGGAUGAGGCGCUCUAUCUAUGCAAUUUGAGUGACGUGGCGAGGAAGUUGGACGUGUGGCGUGAGAAAAUGCCACGCAUCAAGCCGUACUACGCCGUGAAGUGCAACAGCGAUGAGAAUGUUGUGCGAUUACUGGCGAAAUUGGGCACGGGAUUCGAUUGUGCAUCGCGGGCGGAAAUCAAUGCUGUGCUGAAGCACGGUGUGACACCGGAUAGGAUCAUCUUUGCCAAUCCGUGCAAGGCCAUCACGCACAUUCGUCACGCCGCGGCCACCAACACGAGUCUCAUGACAUUCGACACCACGGUGGAGCUGGAGAAGAUUCACAGCAUCUAUCCGAGCGCUCAGCUCGUGCUGCGCAUCCGGUGCGACGCGAAGAAGGCUCAGUGUCCGCUGGGUGAGAAGUUUGGGGCAGAUCCGAAGCUGGAGGCGCCUCUUCUGCUGGCCAAUGCGAAGAAUCUCGGCCUGGCCGUGGUGGGAAUUAGCUUCCAUGUGGGCAGCGGUUGCCAGGAUCCGCCUGUGUUCCGGAAGGCCAUCGCGGCGGCCCGUGAGCUGUUCGACUAUGCACUGACGCUGGGCUAUCGCCUCCAUCUGCUGGACAUCGGCGGUGGCUUCCCGGGUGACACUGGCACGGACAUUGGCGUGAUUGCCGAUGUGGUGAAUGCUGCGCUCGAUGACUAUUUCCCAGCGCAGGAGGGACUGGAGAUCAUCGCGGAGCCUGGUAGGUUCUUCGUCUCCUCGGCCUACACUCUGGCCGUGACGGUGCACUCGAAGAACGAGCGCUUGGGCCCGGACGGCACGGUGGCGCACGUGAAGUACUUCGUGAACGAGGGCGUGUACGGCUCCUUCAAUUGCGUGCUGUACGACCAUCAGGUGGUGACGCCGCACGUGCUCACGCGCACCGCCGGCGAGGUAGAGACGCGCCCCGACGUGAAGUGCACAAUUUGGGGGCCGUCGUGCGAUGGCUUCGACAAGAUCUGCGACAACAUGGUGCUGCCGCUGCUGGGCAUCGGAGACGUCCUGGUGUUCCCCAACAUGGGCGCGUACACUCUCACCAUUGCCACCACGUUCAACGGCUUCCCCAAUCCGCGCGUGAUGUACUUCGCCGACAGGGACAUCUGGGAUCUGGUGGAGCCGCUCGCCAUUUGAUCCCCGCCGGACUGCAAUGGAGUGGCGGCGCGCGUCGAGGACCAAUUUUAUUUUAGCAUCCUAUAUCUCUCUUGACUUUUUUUCGGGGUCUCACAUGACCGGAAGAGCGCCACUUUAUACAAUGUGAGCUCUUUUCUCUGACGUUUUUCCGUGGGCUUAUUUUCAAUAAAAGAGUUUGCUUUUCUAAACAUGCCGAAUA
This is a messenger RNA of Phlebotomus argentipes, 1871 nucleotides long. Its product is annotated as ornithine decarboxylase 1-like. Gene Ontology annotation, molecular function: ornithine decarboxylase activity. Bases 428 to 1672 code for a protein of 414 amino acids. NCBI's taxonomy places the organism in Eukaryota, Metazoa, Arthropoda, Insecta, Diptera, Psychodidae. The transcript has 3 exons. Gene Ontology annotation, cellular component: cytoplasm. The record is from RefSeq and is a predicted model, not a curated record.